AUGUUCAACAGUAGCUCCAUCACCCAGUUCCUCCUCCUGGUAUUUGCAGACACACGGGACCUGCAGCUCUCGCACUUCUGGCUCUUCCUGGGUAUCUACCUGGCUGCCCUCCUGGGCAACGUCCUCAUCAUCACCACCAUAGCCUGUGACCACCAUCUCCAUACCCCCAUGUACUUCUUCCUCCUCAACCUCUCCCUCCUUGACUUGGGCUCCAUCUCUAUCACUCUCCCCAAAGCCAUGGCCAAUUCCCUUUGGGACAACAGAGCCAUCUCCUACUUGGGAUGUGCUGCACAGCUCUUUCUGUUUGUAUUUUUCUUUUCAGCAGAGUAUUGUCUUCUCACUGUCAUGGCCUAUGACCGCUACGUGGCCAUCCUCAAACCCCUGCACUACGAGACCCUCCUGGGCAGCAGAGCUUGUGUCCACAUGGCAGCAGCUGCCUGGGGCUCUGGGUUUCUCAAUGCUGUCCUGCACACGGCCAAUACAUUGUCACUACCCCUCUGCCAGGGCAAUGUCCUGGGCCAGUUCUUCUGUGAAAUCCCCCAGAUCCUCAAGCUCUCCUGCUCACACUCCUACCUCAGGGAAGUUGGGCUUAUUGUGGUAACUGCCUGCUUACUAUUUGGUUGUUUUGUUUUCAUUGUGGUGUCCUAUGUGCAGAUCUUCAGGGCUGUGCUGAGGAUCCCCUCUGAGCAGGGGCGCCACAAAGCCUUUUCCACGUGUGUCCCUCACCUGGCCGUGGUCUCCCUCUUCCUCAGCACUGUCUUCUUUGCCUACCUGAAGCCCCCCUCCAUCUCCUUGCCAUCCUUGGACCUGGUGGUGUCAGUUCUGUACUCGGUGAUGCCUCCAGCAGUGAACCCCCUCAUCUACAGCAUGAAGAACCAGGAACUCAAGGGCACCCUGAGAAAAAUGAAUGUUUUUCAGAAUCAAUAA
Messenger RNA from Antrostomus carolinensis (chuck-will's-widow), 927 nucleotides. Its product is annotated as olfactory receptor 14A16. Lineage: Eukaryota; Metazoa; Chordata; Aves; Caprimulgiformes; Caprimulgidae. The record is from RefSeq and is a predicted model, not a curated record. The transcript has a single exon. Gene Ontology annotation, molecular function: G protein-coupled receptor activity; olfactory receptor activity. Gene Ontology annotation, biological process: G protein-coupled receptor signaling pathway. Gene Ontology annotation, cellular component: membrane. Bases 1 to 927 code for a protein of 308 amino acids.